Molecule: messenger RNA, 2413 nt
Organism: Etheostoma cragini (Arkansas darter)
Lineage: Eukaryota; Metazoa; Chordata; Actinopteri; Perciformes; Percidae
Gene: paqr3a
Product: progestin and adipoQ receptor family member IIIa
Exons: 8
Coding region: 121-1164 (347 amino acids)
Cellular component (GO): membrane
Molecular function (GO): signaling receptor activity
Source: RefSeq, a predicted model, not a curated record
UAUCUUUGGGACAGCGCCGGGGUCCGUUACUGAUGACGUCUCUGGUGAUUUGGAAGAUGUUGUAGCCGAAACUUGAUACACUUUGUUGUAUAUUAAAUUAACGUUAAUAUAAUUAAACAAAUGCGCAGUACGUACUAUAAGCCACAAAAUGGAACAAACUGCACAUAUACAAAAUUGAAAGUUUCAGGUCAGACAAAAACAGCCUCCUACAGCCCAACCAUGCCUCAGAAACCCCAAAAGAGCGCCCAGACUUCCCACUACAUUGAGCUGGGAGGUUAUCAGUACUGGCCUGUGCUGGUGCCCCGAGGUAUCAGACUGUACACCUACGAACAGAUCCCAGUAUAUCUGAGGGAGAACCCCUACAUCACAGAUGGAUACAGAGCCUACCUGCCCUCCAGGCUGUGCAUCAAAAGCCUCUUCAUUCUUUCCAAUGAGACGGUAAAUAUCUGGAGCCACGUAUUGGGCUUCCUGCUCUUCUUCUUUGUCGGGGUUUACAACAUGGUCUCAGUGCUGCCAGCCAUCGGCGCCUCUAAAGAGGACUACGUCAUCUACUCCAUUGGACUCUUCUGCUUUCAGCUGUGUAUGCUGUGUUCGGUGGGUUAUCACCUGUUCUGUUGCCACCGCUCGGAGAAAACCAGCCGCCGCUGGAUGGCGCUGGACUACGCUGGGGUUUCCAUUGGCAUUCUGGGCUGCUAUGUCCCCGGAGUCUUUUACACCUUCUACUGCAAUAACUACUGGCGGCAGGUGUACCUGGUGACGGUCCUGGCCAUGUUCCUGGCGGUCUUCUUCGCUCAGAUCCACCCUCAUUACCUCAGCAAGCAGUGGAAGCAGCUGCGCUUGCUCAUCUUCUGCUUGGUGGCCGGAUACGGCCUCAUCCCCACCGUCCACUGGAUCUGCAUCACCGGAGGCUUCUCUUCAGAGCUCGUCCAGGCUUUUGUUCCUCGAGUCCUGGGGAUGUAUUUCAUCGCCUCAUUAGCUCUCAUUUUCUACGUUUCAAAAGUCCCUGAACGCUACUUCCCGGGUCAGCUGAACUACCUGGGCUCCAGUCACCAGGUGUGGCACCUGCUGCUGGUGCUGAUGUUUUACUGGUGGCACCAGUCGUCAUGCUUUAUCAUGUCGUACAGACACAGCCAGCCCUGCCUCGAAACAUCCCAGCACGCCUAGCUGCUCUGACCGCCGGGACCCCGGACUCUGUUAAACUGGUGUUGAAUGGCUGCAGUGUAUUCCAGCAUGCACAAGUACAAGGCAAAGAGACACCAUGGACAGGCCUUCAGUCCAUCUCAGUGUCCCUACAGAUGGACGCACUGGUACCUGUCUUCAGUCCACCUGACCUGUGGAGGAAACCUUCAGAGGGGCUGCAAACGGGAAUCAGACCUGUGACCGCCAGGAUGUGAGGUGACACAUGUUGAGUUUGUUUUUAAGAUGAGACCGCUGGCUGAAAGAAGCACAGUUUUACGAUAUUAUCACUAGAAAGUCAAACUACAAAAUCUCCAUCCAAAUGUACCUGUUUUAAAUAGCAGCUUUCAUCACAGAUGCAGCGGCAACAAACAAGACUCACAUCAGUAGCAUUUCCUUCUUUUUUUUUAUAUGAGAGAGAAUGUUUUCUCUAAGUGCCUGUUAGGGAAACAUAAUGUCAGUCUUAAAGGUUAGAACUAAUUCACUCAUUUUUAAAGGUUUCUAAACAGUGGUUCUCAAUCUGAGAGGCGUCCACCCCCCAAAAAAAGUAUUUUGAAUAUAGUUUCACUUUAUGAUGAUGCUUUUAAAAACAAAACAAAAAAACGCUUAUGCUGCCUGUAGGCUACCUUCAGUAAGUAAUCAAGGGAAAGGGAAACAAAUGUUUUUAAUAUCAACCCUCUGCACAGUUGUUUAAACUACGUGUGGAAAUCAGUUUUUAUAGUGUUAAGAGCCUUGGAACUCGACCCAAAUCAUUUCUAAUAGAUUCAUUUUAUUUUUAAACUACUAGUUGUACACGUUUUUGGUGAAAUUGUUAGGCAUUUCCUUAUGAGAACAAGCAAAAACUGACGAGUAAUUAAUUCAUGUUUAGAUAGGAAAACCAAAGACUGCUGUGGAGCAAAGCUCAAUACGUUCGUCAGUUUACAUUACAUUACAUUUUGAGUGUUCAUUGUGUCCAUUAGUGCACAGCAUUGCUGUUUCUCACUGCUGAGAGACAACAGAUUGUUUUAAUCCCAUGGUGGUGAAAUGUAUUUUUUCAAAUACAUGAACUACACAGAAUCAUGAACUGUACAAAUACCUGGUCCUCCAGAAUGUAAUGUUUUUCUUUUCAUGUAUUGGGCUGCAAUGCCUCAGUUCAUCCUGACAUUUAUAUCACAUCUGCACAGCGUGUUUGAGGGGAACAGCCUCAGUGUUCACUACUGUAAUGUUUAAUUUGUUUAAGUCCAGUUAAAAACUGCGC